Messenger RNA from Elaeis guineensis (African oil palm), 1418 nucleotides. RefSeq names its product myb-related protein P. Lineage: Eukaryota; Viridiplantae; Streptophyta; Magnoliopsida; Arecales; Arecaceae. The record is from RefSeq and is a predicted model, not a curated record.
AAGGACUAAAACCCCACCGCCACACUGACGGACCUAAGCGAAGUGCUCACCACUUCUUCUCUCUUGAACUCAAACUAGAGAAGAAAUGGGAAGAGCUCCUUGCUGUGAGAAGGUGGGGCUGAAGAAGGGGAGGUGGACAGCAGAGGAGGAUGAGAUAUUGAUGAAGUACAUUACUGCCAAUGGAGAAGGAUCUUGGAGAUCCUUGCCUAAGAAUGCAGGGCUCUUAAGGUGUGGGAAGAGUUGCAGGCUAAGGUGGAUAAACUACCUCAGAGCUGACCUCAAGAGGGGAAACAUUUCUAAGGAGGAGGAGGAGAUCAUCAUCAAACUUCAUGCCGCUGUAGGAAAUCGGUGGUCCCUCAUAGCCGGACAUCUCCCAGGAAGAACUGAUAACGAGAUCAAGAACUACUGGAACUCUCACCUCAGUAGGAGAAUCUACAGCUUCCGGACGGCCGGCGGCGAUGUGGAGGCCGUGCCGGUGGACGCCAGCAAGCUCGCCACCGGUGGAAAGCAAAGGCGUGGAAGAGUUAGUAGGUCAGCCAUGAAGACGAACACAAUGAAUGGGAUUGCUAGAAGAGAGAAGAAUGAGAAGGGUGUUGGACUCCCAGGACCAUCAGCAGAGACUCCAAGUGAUGAGGGACACAGCAUGGUUCUGGACCCGGACCAGCACCAAGCUAGUUGUGUCACGUUUGAGGGUCUCAAAGAAGGGGCACUGGGUCCUAUGGAAGAAAUGGUAAGUGGGCUCCUGAGCCCAGGACCAAUAGAGAGUAGUGGACUCUGGGGAGCAAAUACUGAGAUGGAAGCCAUGCAGCUUGGUGCAACUGAGGAGAGUAGUGUGGGUUGGGGGUCUCAUGAGGUAAUAGAGAAUGGAGUCAUGAGCUCACGUGAGGAGAGGGAGGGUAGGGCCCUUGUCUUGAAUGGGAAUGGAGAUGGUGGGAAUAUGGGCUUGGAGGAGGGAAUAGGGAGUGGAAUAGUGAACAAAGGGGAGGAGGAGGUAGGGUCAACCCAGUUAGACAAGUUCCUGGAUUGGGACUUGGGAGGAAUAGAGGCCAAGCUAUGGGAUGAGGUAGGAGAGAUGUGGCCAUGGCAGUGGGAUAGUGUGAAUAGGGAGUUGGGGCUACAACGUAUGGAAGACUAUGGGCACCAAGGAGGGUCACUGGAUGGUUGGAUUCUUUCGGAUGUCCUAUAGGAGAGGUCUUGUCGUAGUCGUAGGCUUGAUAAGAGAAAGGGGUCGUUGAGGAGGACCGAAGUAAUAACUUUGUAGCGUCGUGCAGGUUUGUCGUUUUUUGAUGUAUGUCGUUUUCCAUGUAUCCAUUAAGGCAGUAUCUGCGUGGAAUAUCCUUGCAAAGUCUGAUUAAUGUCGCUGUGAGGCUGUGAACUCUCCAACGAGGGGGGCGGAAAUGAGCAAAUCCUUUGUGCAC